CUGCUGUCAAAAUCAACAAAACUCGCAAUCGAAUCAAAACAAAAUCUUCGCUUAUCAUGAAACAACAUUGAAUUUUCUAUAAAAUUACGAUAAAUUCUGAAAAUGGUGCCAGUGGAAAAAAGUGCCAAUGAAGGAUCUAGUCACAAGCAGAAGAAAUCCAAAGAAAAAUCUCAAAACGGCAACGAUAAACCCAAGAAUGUGCUUCAACGUGGUGGCGGCAACCACUCGAACAACAAUAACAACGGCAAAAAGCAGGCCCGGCUGUGCCCAGGGCGCGAUACGUACGAGCGGAUGAAUUUCCUGUACCAGGCUUCGGCGCUGAUGGCCGACUCCGUGCCGGCACUGUCCGGCAGCUACGGGAAGCUGAUGAAGUCCAUUGGGAAGAAGGCCACACUGCGGAUCGAACCUGCCAUUAAGCGAACACUAUGCGUUAGAUGCGGAGUCACUCUAAUGCCUGCCACGACUGCCGAAUACCGAGAAACUUCCCAGGGCAAUCUAAACUUCGUGGAAGUAACGUGCAACGUUUGCCACUUUAGGAAGCGAUACCGAAACUGGAAAGGCCACAAAAUCCAUUUGGAUGAUCCGAAAUCCGUGGUGGAGACUUUAUCUUUCGAAAACAAGACUGAAUAAACUAAAAUUCUUUUUUUUAUAAAAAUAUACUCCUUUUAUUUCAAUCUCAAUAAUUUACACGAUGAAUACAGAGUGUCGCAUACUCAAACCUUUACAGUAGGAUAAACAUUAUGGCACUUUUCUCCUAUAAUUACACUUUUCUGGUCACCAUUCAACGCAAAUAUUUAUAACUGAGUGAGUAACAAUCACUUGAAAUAAAUUCCUUCUAAACAAUUUUAGAACUAACCAUCUAACGAUACAACUUAUAGCAACACAUGAUAAGAGCACUCUAUCUUCUAGGCAUUAUUAUCGUAGCCAGAGCAGGUAAUAAGAUUGCUUUCUUUUCUACGGUUUUUUUUUUCUUCAGAAUAUCCCUACUAUACAUAAGCACUUAAAAGAACGCCUUGCGUUAGGAUUUGCACGGCUAAGAACCUGGUCGUUUCCCGAGAAGCGGCCCUUUGGCAAGGAAUGUGUAGGUGUGUUUGUCUGUGAAACGAAUUGCCUAUAUACUAAGCUGAAAUUUUUUCCCUGAUCGAAUGCCAUUUCUCUGGAAACGAGCAGUGUUCUUCCGACUCUCUUCUCUGGUCGUCUAAUUCUCGCGAGAUUAGUACACAUGGUUUGGAUGACGUCACUAUCUUUCUACAUCUGCUUAUUAUGCUUUUGAUUUUUUUUCUAAUGUUUUAGUAUCUUCAGUCUUUAGCUUUACAUAUAGAACAUAAAUUCAAAUUAACACAAUUCGUUUUGCUGAUGCUUACUACUAACAAUACAACUAGGCGCAUUAAGCUUAAAUUUACGUCGAACAAAACAAUAUGAACAAUAUUAUGUACCUACAGAUGUAAUUCUUAGAAAUUUUGAACAUUUCCGCAAUCCUUUGUGUGGUGUGGAAAUUUUCGAAACUUUCUAUCGUCCGUAUGUGCUGCAUAUCUUAACAGUGGCUCUUUGAGCAGCCGUGAGAAUCAACUAAUUAGAACAUUAAAUAUUAAGAUACAUUAACGUUAUCAUCAGGCAAGACUUAAAUAG
This is a messenger RNA of Aedes aegypti (yellow fever mosquito), 1629 nucleotides long. It is a transcript of the gene Rpp21, whose product is annotated as ribonuclease P protein subunit p21. Gene Ontology annotation, cellular component: nucleolar ribonuclease P complex. Gene Ontology annotation, biological process: tRNA processing. The coding region runs from base 103 to 630 and encodes 175 amino acids. The transcript has 2 exons. Lineage: Eukaryota; Metazoa; Arthropoda; Insecta; Diptera; Culicidae. The record is from RefSeq and is a predicted model, not a curated record.